Molecule: messenger RNA, 3418 nt
Organism: Populus nigra (black poplar)
Lineage: Eukaryota; Viridiplantae; Streptophyta; Magnoliopsida; Malpighiales; Salicaceae
Exons: 11
Coding region: 64-2316 (750 amino acids)
Source: RefSeq, a predicted model, not a curated record
AAAUUUGUCAUGAUAAUGAAUUGCUUAUAGAAGUUCACUGGAAAUUUUGUUUGUAGGUAUGUUAUGGACUCCGGGACAGCUGCUCCUCUCGCUCUGUCCAUGCUUGAGGAAAUGCUUAAUUCUUCAAAAGCUGCUUGUAGGGUCCGCGCCUUUGAUUUAAUUCUGAACCUCGGGGUUCAUGCUCAUUUGUUGGAACCUGUGUUGAUCAAUGAUGCUUCUACCAUUGAAGAAGAGUAUUCACAAGAAUCUUGUUCUGACUGUGAAGAACAACUUCCAACACAGGGGAACCAAAAGGCAGAUUCUGUUAAUAAGUUGGGAACUUCAUCAGCAAUUAAUAACUUUGAAUCGUGGAUUUUAAAUAUUUUAUAUGAGAUACUUCUUCUUCUUGUCCAGACAGAGGAGAAGGAAGAAUCUGUUUGGGCUUCUGCUUUAAGCUGUUUACUUUAUUUUGUCUGUGAUAGAGGCAAAAUCUUGAGAAACCGAUUAGAAGGCCUUGACAUAAGGGUGAUUAAAGCCCUAAUAGAGACUAGCAGAAAGAAUUCUUGGGCAGAAUUGGUUCAUAGUAAGCUCGUUUGCAUGUUAACGAAUAUGUUUUAUCAAGUUCCUGAUGGGUCUAUGAUGAAUGUCGCAAUGAACCCAGUGUUUCUCAUAGACGAGCUUGACCUGAUUGGGGGAAUUGAAUUUAUUUUCCAUGAGUAUUCUCUUGCUAACUUAAGAGAAGAGAGGAGAAAUCUGUACUUGAUUCUUUUUGACUAUGUGUUGCAUCAAAUAAAUGAAGCAUGCGUAGCAGCUGGGGAAUCUGAAUUUAGUGAUGAUGAGAUUCAUUCUAUUGCAACUCUCCUCACUCUUGCGAAUGCACCUGAAGCCUUUUACAUUUCUGUUAAGCUGGGUUUGGAAGGCAUUGGGGAGCUUCUGAGAAGAUCAAUUUCUGGUGCGCUAUCUAGAUAUCCCAACAAUGAACGACUCAAUAUGCUCUUGGAGAAUGUAACAGAGAAAUUUAAUGCAAUAAUUAGUUCCUUUACUCAUUUGGACAAAGAGUUCUCUCAUCUGAUUGAAACAACCCAAUCUUACAAGUUUCUGGAAAGUGUAGAGAGUGCAGUUCCAAGAAAUGGUGUCGGCGUGAAAGCAAAACUGUCAUGGGCCACUUUGCAUUCUCUUCUUCACUCAGAAAGGAUUGCUUACCGUCAGAAUGGCUAUACCUGGUUGGGUGAUUUACUUAUUGCCGAGAUUACUGAGGGAAGGGAUGUGAAUGUAUGGUCAAAUGUUAAAGAAUUGCAGCGAAAAAUUGCCUAUGCUGGUGUACAUGAUUCUUCUGUUUCUUCAGAUGUUCCUUUAUCAAUUUGGCUUUUGUGCGGGCUUUUGAAGUCUAAACAUAAUAUCAUCAGAUGGGGCUUCUUGUUUGUUCUAGAGAGACUUCUCAUGCGAUGCAAAUUUUUGUUAGACAAGAAUGAAAUGCAACACCCAAGGAGCAGUAAUGCUAGUCAUGAGCAUGCAGAUAGCAGACUCGAGAAAGCAAAUGCUGUGAUAGAUAUUAUGAGCAGUGCUCUAUCCUUAGUGGCUCAAAUAAAUGAAACAGAUCGUAUCAACAUUUUGAAGAUGUGUGACAUAUUGUUCUCUCAAUUGUGCCUGAAAGUUCUCCCUGCAACUGCAAUCCCAAAUGGUGAAGGAAUGCAAAAAAGUAAAGUCUGUGGUGAAGCGGAUGAAAAUAAGAAAAAUGAUACAAGUGAUCGCACCUCUCAACUAAAUGACUUCCACUGGAAUGAAUUCUUGGAAGAAGCUGAUAGCAGAUCCAGAUCUAGCUACAGCAUCAAUAGUUCUCUGAUAUGCAAGACAGCAUCAAUGGCAGCAAUGCUUCUCCAAGGACAGGCUAUUGUUCCUAUGCAAUUAGUUGCACGUGUUCCUGCUGUGUUGUUGUAUUGGCCACUUAUUCAACUAGCUGGUGCAGCAACAGACAAUAUUGCGUUGGGGGUUGCUGUUGUAAGCAAAGGAAGAGGAAAUCUUCCUGGUGCAGCAUCGGAUAUCAGGGCAACUCUUCUAUUGCUUCUAAUCGGUAAAUGCACGGCAGAUCCUUCUGCUUUCCAGGAAGUUGGCGGAGAAGAGUUUUUUAGGGAACUUCUAGAUGAUACAGAUUCAAGGGUAGCGUAUUACUCUUCAGCUUUUCUUUUAAAGAGAAUGAUGACAGAAAAACCUGAUGAAUACAAGCACAUGCUUCAGAAUCUCAUCUUUAAAGCACAGCAGAGCAACAAUGAGAAGCUGUUGGAAAAUCCAUACCUUCAGGUGCGCGGCCUGCUUCAACUCUCAAAUGAUGGCUUGUAAUAUAGUGACUCUCAUAGACACUGCAAUGCUGUGUAGUUUGAAGUUCUUUACUCUUGUCAAACGUGAUCUUUCACUCACCCGGGGACAUUUGACAAAGUCUUGAAGGUCCAUAAUCAGAUCAUGCCUGGUCUUUUGCAAUAACACAGGUUGGUAUCUGUUAUAUGGAAAUACUUCAACUGGGCAAAAUAUUUGAUUAAAGUGGAGUAACAGGUUCCAGACCUCCUCCCUGACAUACCAAUGAAAUAAAUGAAAUAAAGGCUCAGGUUAACAGUGAAAUAAGAAAAAAAGGCUCAGGACACGAGGCGAAAGCUGAGAAAUCACUGUGGACCUUAUAUGGUCCAAGAUCAACUGCGUCUUCAAUUGUUGCACCAAUUCUCCUAAGAUGGAUAUGCAUUGAACAGACUGAAGAAUUUUUUGAUUGGUGUACCAAGUUGAAAUAUAUGCAGCAAGCACUAAAAGAUUGGCCAGUGUAAAAGAUGUUCAGGAACUUUUGGAGCAACCCUGUUCAAUGAUUCCAGUCAUUGGUUUUUUUGCCGCUAAAAUCUAACAGAGUUCAGAGGUUUAAAAUGUUAUCAGUAAUUGUGUGCAUAUUAUUUAGAGAAGGCUUUCAGGCAGCUUCAAAUCAAGUCUAAUUUCCUCAUUGUACAGAAUCAGGAUUCCUCUGGGCCUUUUUUUUUUGUUUUUGGUACCCGAGGCAGUAUUAAAAAUACAGGCUUCUUUUUUUAAACAGCCAACAUUCUUAUUAAAAACCUCCGAGUUCGUUUUUAACUCAUAAGAGGUUUAUCAAUUUUGUUGUGAAGAGACGCCCUGGAUUAUGCAUGCUCAGUGACCAGGACCUGAAGGUGCUAGCUGGCCUGGAUCACAAAGCUCUCCAGCUGCAUUGUUUAGGAAAUGUUGUGAUUUGGACAGUCUCCAGAGCGGGUUUCUUUGCAUGUGUUAUUGAUUUUUUUAUGUUGUAAAUGUGUAAUUUUUCUCUUUAUGGCGCGCCGCCUCCAACUUGGUGUGAUACUGUGAUCUUUGUAUAAUGGCGUUUGUGAAAUGUUCCUUUACUGAGUCUAUGGUGUGCGAGUUGAUUUAAAUAAAAAGAUUCAGUUCUCGGCUC